Molecule: messenger RNA, 479 nt
Organism: Olea europaea var. sylvestris
Lineage: Eukaryota; Viridiplantae; Streptophyta; Magnoliopsida; Lamiales; Oleaceae
Product: separase-like
Exons: 3
Coding region: 27-479 (150 amino acids)
Biological process (GO): proteolysis; meiotic chromosome separation
Cellular component (GO): mitotic spindle; cytoplasm; nucleus
Molecular function (GO): cysteine-type endopeptidase activity
Source: RefSeq, a predicted model, not a curated record
CUGGUUCUUUGAACAGCUAUGUAUCCAUGAGGUGGGAGCUUGUCCACAGAAAGCUUUCUUUAAGGCUACUCAUUAGCUUAGGAAAAUAUGUAGGCCUAUGUGGUGACAUACAUGAUGCACACAAGCUUUUCUUGCUAAGUAUAUCAGUUCUUUUCAGAAAAACUCCAUCAUGUUCUAAGUACUCUUCUCCUUCCCUUACUUUGUUGAUUGAUUCGAUUGGAACGGAUUUCCCUGGAGAUGUGUUAGCUGUUGAGCGUGCUGCUCUGAUUUACUAUAUAUGCUGGUUCACUUUGAAAAUCUAUCCAUAUCCAGAUACCAGAAAAGUUUGUUAUGAGAAUUCGUGCAUUGGGACAUCAAAAAUUGUUUCUCUACUGAAGUUGGCCUUUCUACUUUGUCGUGAAGCUCCUUUACUUUUUCAAAAGGUUAGAUUUUGCUCUUCAUUUUUUUUUUCAUUUAUGGUUAUUGUAAUCACCAUGUAA